AUGAAGCAAUUCAAAAUCAAGGUCCUCUUGGGGGUCAUUGUCUUGCUGGCCAUCAUUCUCAUUUUGGUAGCUAUCCUGAUUCCUCGAGGUCAAGAGGCUAAUGCAGAUCAUGUCCCAACAACUGCGCCUAUCUGCAAUUUGGAGGACCAGUCGCCCAGUGAGGCAUUUGAAUGGCUCAUGGAAGAAUUGAAUCCUCACAACCUUGCAGAGGGUCCCUGUGAGCAAGAUCCAGGAUCAGGGAUUCCACAAGAGCUCUAUUUGCUUACUGACCUCAAGAGCUUGGCAUUGGAUGGAUUGAACCUUACCAGCACCAUCCCAGAAGAGCUCUUUGGCCUUCCCAGUUUGGAGUAUCUCUCGAUAAUGAGUUGUGGUCUUUAUGGCUCCAUUCCUGAGGCAAUUCGAAGUUUGUCAAAACUCUCAGCGGUCAACUUGGCCUACAACUCUUUGACAGGAACUAUUCCAUCAUCCCUGUUUUCGCUUUCGUACUCCAUGAGAAGUAUUAUUCUACAAGAAAAUCAGCUGACAGGACCAUUACCAACACCAGAACUGGGUCUGCUGCCUGGUCUGCUUACUAGCUUGCAGGCUAUGUGGUUUGGUGGAAACCUUUUCACGGGGACAGUUCCCACAGAACUUGGGUGGCUGACUCUCUUGGAUAGAUUAGAUCUUAACGAGCUGUUGUUGAGUGGCACUAUCCCAGCCGAGCUUGCAAUUCUUACAGACAUGCAAGAGCUGUACAUGCAUAACUCUGGUCUUAUGGGGACAAUCCCCAGGUGGCUUGGCAACAUGACAUCCAUUGAACGCAUGACACUGAUGGGGAACUUCUUUACUGGGACUAUCCCAACAGAGCUUGGUCUGCUAACAAAGAUGCUUGCUUUGUGGCUUGGUGUGAAUGCUUUGUCGGGCACAAUCCCAAGUGAAUUUGGAAUGUACGAGAAAGAACAGUUAGUGUUGACCUUGCGUAGCAAUAACCUCACAGGAACCAUUCCCACGGAGCUUGGUCUGCUUACUAGUUUGUGGCAGUUGUGGCUUUUUGACAAUGAAUUGACUGGAACAGUGCCCCUGGAGCUUGGCAAUGUUCCUUUCCCUGCACCUUAUGGUCAGGUCUAUUUAUUUGGCAAUGAUCUUUCUGGCAUUAUCCCUGCAAGCCUGUGUUCUGCUAACAACCUUACUUUUGACUGCAGCGACCUACUCUGCGGAUGUGACUGGUGUAACUGUUCUGACAUUGAAACAUCAACGAUACUGGAGGGAGAGACUACGAAUGAAGAUGGUCAGCUGCUGAGUGGGGCAAACCAAACUGAGGGGAACCAAACUGAACCCUGA
Molecule: messenger RNA, 1320 nt
Organism: Seminavis robusta
Lineage: Eukaryota; Bacillariophyta; Bacillariophyceae; Naviculales; Naviculaceae
Source: the annotation of a GenBank genome assembly